Messenger RNA from Toxorhynchites rutilus septentrionalis, 4422 nucleotides. It is a transcript of the gene Usp15-31, whose product is annotated as ubiquitin carboxyl-terminal hydrolase 31. NCBI's taxonomy places the organism in Eukaryota, Metazoa, Arthropoda, Insecta, Diptera, Culicidae. Gene Ontology annotation, molecular function: cysteine-type deubiquitinase activity. Gene Ontology annotation, biological process: protein deubiquitination. The transcript has 6 exons. Bases 272 to 3604 code for a protein of 1110 amino acids. The record is from RefSeq and is a predicted model, not a curated record.
ACUCAGCGCCAGUACAAGUAUGUCUGCGUUUGCAUUCGGUGGAACUAUUGUAGAAUGGGUUGCUGUGAUUACUUUCGAAAGUUUAGUAAUAGUGAAAAUUUAGUCUGUUGAGACGGCGUUUGGAGUGUUUUCUUUCGUGCUAGCAUUGAAUCGGUCGUGUUUCGUAUCGGGAUACGUGGUCUUUUUGUUCUCCAGUGGGCUGAUAAGUUGCCGAAAUUGGGCGCGCGGUGGAGCGAAUCAGGAAAAUAAACCAGAAGAAAAGCUAGCGAAAAUGGAGAACGCGAAAAACAACCCCAGCGCAAACACAGCCGUGACCAGGAGCGAUACAACACCCAGCGGCGAUGGCUCCGGUGGUCAGCAAACCAUCAAAAGUUCCAGCGGUGGCAGCAAGCUGAAACGAGCCUUCUCCCUGUCGCGUAAUCCGUUCCAGUCUGUCUCGCGGCAGGCCAAGAAAGUGACGGAAAAAUCCGCGACUCUUGCGACACCAGCAGCAGCAGCGACGAUGAUGAAUGCGAGCGUUGUGACCUCGGAGCAAAAUUCCAUCAACAGUGGCGGUGGGCCGGGAAGGGGAGGCGGAAACGGCAAUGAGUCGAAAAUUCAAGGCAGUGCCGAGGCCAAGAGUGGCCCCGAGAAGAAGAUUUUGAGGCGUCUGUCGGUGAAGAAGUUCAUCAAUCGCAUUGCACAACAAAUGACAUAUGGCAAUCUGACUGGUCAUCAAAAGGGAGAGCGCAUUCCACUGGUUCCACCGGCGAACGGUUUCGUCUGGCCGCCCGACACGGUACCGGGUGUGAUUGGGUUGCGUAACCACGGCAACACCUGCUUCAUGAAUGCCGUCCUCCAGUGUCUCAGCCACACGGACAUCCUGGCGGAGUAUUUCGUUUUAGAUCAAUACAAGGCGGAUCUAAAGCGACGCAACAAGAUCAACGCGAAAAAAUUCGGUACCAAGGGAGAGCUGACCGAGCAGCUUGCGCUAGUGCUGAAGUCUUUGUGGAUGUGCAAAGAUGCUCCCGAGCAUAGUACAAGCUUUAAAGCCGUUGUGGAUCGAUACGGUAGUCAAUUCCGGAGCUCGACGCAGCACGACGCGCAGGAGUUUCUUUUCUGGUUGCUGGAUAAGGUGCAUGAGGAUCUCAACACGGCGAGUAAGCGGAAAUAUAAGACGAUAAAAAACAACUAUGGGCGCUCGGACGAAGCGAUUGCAGCCGAAACGUUGGCGAACCACAUCCGCUGCAACAACUCGUUCGUGCAGGCUGUCUUCCAGGCCCAGUUUCGAUCCUCGCUGACUUGUCCACGGUGCCAUAAGCAGAGCAAUACAUUCGAUCCAUUCCAUUGCAUAUCGGUGCAGUUGCCCCAGCUGUCGCAGCAGCCGGUCUUCGUGAGGGUAAUCUAUGCCUCCCAGCAGCCAAAACAGGUGCAACUGGGACUCGGGGUGCCGCACGUCUCUCCGGUGAUGGUACUGAGGGAGCAGCUGCAUGCUGACACGGGAAUCCCCGUAGAUCGGAUGAUCCUGGCGGAGAUUUGCGAGAGUGGGUUCAGUCGGGUGUACUGCGAUUCGCAUCUCACGUCGUCAAUUGGCAGCGAUGGAUCGGUUUACUGCAUCGAAAGUCCACCAGUGGCGGAGGGGAUUACUCAAAUUGUGCUCUGCAUUAGCAACGCCCGGAGGGAUGUGGGAAGUGGCGAAGUUAGGCGAUUUGGAACCCCAUUUUGCAUAGUUGUCAAUCGUGACGUGUCGUAUGUGGAGCUUCAGAAGCUGCUGUUGAAAGAAAUGUCUGGCAUCCUAAAAUCGGAAGUGUUUGCAUUCAACACUCCACUGCAGGAGAUGUUUAAGAUGCGAUUACAGGAUCCUUCCUGCGAUGCGGAUGCGUUUCUCGAGGCUACGGUCGAGCAUCCGCUGUUUACCGAAAUGAUUGAUUUGGCUUUGUCGGUGCUACCCACGGAUGCGGGAUCUGCUCACGUUAAACUGUUGAUUGAGUGGAUCAAUCCGGAGCGAUUCUUCAGCGAUAUGACCGAUCCGUUCGUGGAGCACGAGAGUGUUAAUCAAAUGAAGGAGAAGAUUCCGGCUAGUUCGGCACUCACGCUGGAACAGUGCCUCGAACAUUACACCAAAGCAGAAACGCUCAGUGCGGAGGAUGCUUGGCGGUGUCCGCACUGCCAGAAGUAUCUUCCGGUGGUGAAAACACUUGGCUUGUGGUCGCUGCCGGACAUAAUGGUGAUUCACUUCAAACGAUUCCGGCAGCAUCAAUUGCGUGGACCGCAGGCUGCCAAAUUAACCACACUGGUUAAGUUUCCACUGAACGGCUUCGACAUGAGUCCUCAUGUCGCCAGGGACUCCGGUGAGGAUGUAUCAACCACGGGACUCGGGGAUAAUUGGAGUCCAUGGAGAAAAACGUCGAAACGUCAUACAACACAUUCCUACCAUCAACAUAAUCAGUACCAUUCCCCGAAUCAGCCAAUGGACAAUCGGUAUGAUUUGUACGCUGUUUGUUACCACCAGGGAGAUACCCUGGAAACGGGCCACUACACGGCUGCUUGUAAGAACCCAUACGAUCACCAGUGGUACAAGUUUGACGACCAACGGGUGUGUCAUGUACCGAAUGAUCGGAUUCAGGAGGAAAUCGUUAACAAUGAGGCUUAUAUUCUAUUCUACCAAAGACGCAAACUGGAUGGUUCCGAGUACUCUGGUACGAGUUCAAGCUCCGGAAUGGAUCACUGGAUAUCGCGUAUCGCCUCUGCAGCUCCGCUUGUGAGCGCAACUACCGAAUCAAAGCCAGAGGAGAUUGCACCGAAAACAGUUGAUCCUGUUGCGGUUACAGUCACUCCGGACGCGAAUGCCAUUCCGACGAAAGCGGUAAUCGAAGAAACCACAAUCAUACAUUCCGGGAGUGAAAGUGAAGUAAGCGAAAUUAAGACACUCGAAGAAGAGACUGAUGUGAGUGAAGCGGCGGCGGUGGCGAUAGUGAAGAACGAUAUUGAACCCCCGGUAGAAGCUGUAGCUCCGAACGUCAUUCACGUUGAGGCUGAAGUUCAACCCGAAAUCAAACCUUCAGAAGAGGAAAGUCGAUUGGAAGAGCUACCAACGCCAACGGAAGAGUUCUCCAACCAAAUGAGUGAGGAAAAAUGCGACGAGGAUUAUACCUCGAAGGAAACUUCAAUCAGUACCACUCCCACCCCCAUUGAGGACAGUUCGUCACCCGAGCUGAGAAAUUCUUCCGAUCCUAUGACCUCACAGCAGUCCCAUUCGAAUGAUUCGAAAUCAACGGACACGAGUAGCCGUUUCUCGUUGCCAACUUCGCACUCCCACUUCCAGGACAUUCUCUGGCGGGAAAAUGCGACCAUGUCGGAAUUCAUUUCGAAUCACCAUCAUCAUCGUCCCUCGUCGUUUACCUUCAAAUCCUUCGAGUCGGAUGCUGUUUCGUUGAUUCGUGGAGCGAACACAUGCAGCAAGGAUACCCUGCUUUUCAUCGAUCAACAGUCCCAUGCUGCCGGGCUGGAUCGGGUUGUGCUGGAUGAUGAUGACGACCGGAACGAUCUGAUCGGUGCCAAUCGGUCACUGUGGAUAUCGCCAGUCACCCCGCAUAAGUUGAUAACGGUGUCUCCCAAAAACUGAGCAAAGAUUUCAAUAAUCUACCACCAACCACAACCUCCCAACCACCAAAAAGAUUCAGCAAAAGGCAGCCCGUGUGGCUCUGCGGCAGGCGGCAGCGCGUGUGUGCUAAUCAAUAGUUACAAACCCCCUGUUGAAAGUUUUUAAGUUGUUUUUAUGUUUUAUGAUUAUUAUUGUCUCCUUUUGUGAGUGUGAGCAUGUGUAUGCGUGUAGAAACCAUUGUGCAUGUUGGUUGCGUGUGUGCGUCCCCCAAUGGCCGGAUAGAUAUUUAUUUCUGUUUUGUUUUGCUGUGAAUUGUUUGUACUUUAGGUAGAGAUAGAGGUGAAUAGUCGUCGUCGACAGCAGAUGUGUGUUUUAGGGUCUGAAACCCCUCUUCCUAUUUUUGUUUUUGUGUAUUUUUUUAAAUUUUUUGAUACAAUUUAGUUCUCAGUCACAUUAAAGGCUAUUUAAUUUCUUCCCCCAAAACAAAAAUAUAUCUCUAAGAGCAAUUAACGAAAUGAAAAUGAAUACAAAAAAAACAGUUCGCGUAAAUUUUCUAAGUACAUAUUUUGAUGAAUAUUUCAAUAACUAGUAGUAGUUAAGGCAAGUAUAGAAACAAACCCUGAUAAUAAGCAAAACAAAAGUCGUAGCGAACGCGUUUAGAGUUUAGUGUGUGAUAAAAUCAAAGAUACGAGAUUCAAGCGUAGAUAUUAACAAAAAAAAAAUUAAGGGAAAAAUCGAACGGGAACGUCAAGCAUAAAGAAACAAGUACAAUUUAAUGUUAGUUAUUUGAUUGUAAAAAGAGGGAUAACAUUAUAAAUUAUUAGAGUAUAAAGGAUACG